CCGGCCCCCGCCGGGCCUCCUCCCGCCAUGGCCACCAAGAAAGGGGGCUCGCGGCUGGAGACCGAGAUCGAGAGGUGCCGCUCCGAGUGCCAGUGGGAGAAGAUCCCUGAGCUCGUCAAGCAGCUCUCGGCCAAGCUCAUCGCUAACGAUGACAUGGGAGAGCUCCUCCUUGGAGAAUCCAAGCUAGAAAUCUUUCUGAAGGAGAACCCUCUUAAGCAGGGUGCUAGUCCCUGUGGUCCCCGGCCAAAGUUAACUGAAGUCAGGAAGCAUCUCACUGCAGCACUUGACCGAGGAAACCUAAAGCCAGAGUUUUUACAAGAAGCCAACUUAGUUAUGGCCAAAUUAAAUUAUGUGGAAGGUGAUUACAAAGAAGCUCUUAAUACGUAUGCUAGGGUGGGCAUUGAUGAUUUACAGCUUAUAGCUGUACCUCCUUAUCGGCUGAGGAUGAUUGCUGAAGCAUAUUCUACCAAAGGUCUUUGUCUAGAAAAGUUGCCAAUUUCUUCUUCAACAAGUAACCUCCAUGCAGAUCGUGAACAAGAAAUCAUUAUGUGCUAUGAGAAGGCUGGAGAUAUAGCCCUUCUGUACCUCCAGGAGAUAGAAAGGAUAAUAAUUGCCAAUAUGCAGAACAGAAGCCCUAAGCCAGGGCCUGCGGCACAUGAACAAGAACUUGGAUAUUUUUUAGAAACAGGACUUCAGAGAGCCCAUGUCUUGUACUUCAAAAAUGGGAAUUUGACAAGAGGUGUCGGUAGAUUUAGAGAGAUUCUAAGAGCUGUUGAAACAAGAACUACACAAAAUCUACGCAUGACAAUAGCAAGGCAAUUAGCUGAAAUCUUGUUACGAGGCAUGUGUGAACAGAGUUACUGGAACCCUCUGGAUGACCCUCCUCAUGAGUCACCGCUGAAUGAUCCCCUUUGGAAAAGUACAAACACUAAAACUUAUGCACUUAGCAGAAGACCACGAGUAUACUCUGGAGAAAACAUUUUCUGUCCUCAAGAGAACACUGAAGAAGCUCUUUUGCUGCUGCUAAUAAGUGAAUCUAUGGCUAAUCGUGAUGCUGUAUUGAGCAGAAUACCAGAACACAAAAAUGAUCGUAUCAUCAGUUUGCAGAGUGCAUCUGUAGUCUAUGACUUGCUUACCAUUGCCUUGGGAAGAAGAGGUCAAUAUGAAAUGUUAUCAGAGUGCUUAGAAAGAGCUAUGAAGUUUGCCUUUGAAGAAUUCCAUCUUUGGUAUCAGUUUGCACUGUCCUUAAUGGCAGCAGGAAAAUCUGCUCGAGCUGUGAAGGUCUUGAAAGAGUGUAUCCGAUUGAAGCCAGAUGAUCCUACAAUUCCACUCCUUGCUGCCAAAUUAUGUAUGGGAUCUCUUCAUUGGUUAGAAGAGGCAGAAAGGUUUGCCAGAACGGUGGUUGAUGUAGGGGACAAAACAUCAGAGUUCAAAGCCAAAGGUUUCCUAGCCCUGGGACUGACUUACAGCCUUCAAGCUACAGAUGCUUCUUUGCGAGGGAUACAAGAGGUCUUGCAACGAAAGGCUCUUCUUGCGUUCCAAAGGGCACACACUCUAUCUCCAACUGAUCACCUGGCAGCAUUUUAUCUAGCUUUGCAGUUUGCUAUAUCCCGGCAGAUACCAGAAGCUUUGGGUUACGUUCGUCAGGCUCUUCAACUUCAAGGAGACGACGCUAACUCUUUGCACCUCCUUGCCCUCUUGCUGUCAGCUCAGAAACACUACCAUGAUGCUCUGAAUAUCAUUGACAUGGCCUUGAGUGAAUACCCAGAAAACUUUAUAUUACUCUUUUCAAAAGUCAAAUUGGAAUCGCUCUGCAGGGGCCCAGAUGAGGCACUCCUUACUUGUAAACACAUGUUGCAGAUCUGGAAAUCCUGUUACAAUCUCACUAACCCCAGUGAUUCUGGACGGGGCAGCAGUUUGUUAGACAGAGCCAUUGCUGACAGGCGACAGCUUAAUACAAUUACUUUGCCAGACUUCAGUGACCCUGAAACAGCUUCUGAUUCCUCCACAUCUUCAUCUCUCUCAAGAACAGAAUCUCUUCUCCACCUGUUUAUAUCUCCUCAAUCUCCUCACCCUCAUCCCAAAACUGAUACCUUUGUCUGGCCCAAUGCAACCAAUCCAUACUGUGACCACGUUCCUGGGCCCUGCGAACCUUCACUCUGCAACCCUCCAGAUGCUUACUUUCAUGGUUUUUUCUCCCUUUUUUCAGUUUGUUCAGUGCAUGCAACAUCAAUAGCAGCCUCUAGAGUGGAGCAGGCACUGUCUGAAGUUGCUUCAUCCUUGCAGAGCAGCACUCCAAAGCAAGGUCCACUGCAUCCUUGGAUGACUCUGGCUCAAAUCUGGCUUCAUGCAGCUGAAGUAUACAUAGGAAUUGGAAAACCUGCAGAAGCCACAGCAUGUACUCAGGAAGCUGCUAACCUCUUUCCAAUGUCUCACAAUGUUCUCUACAUGAGAGGUCAAGUGGCAGAACUUCGGGGAAAUAUCGAUGAAGCCAAACGGUGGUAUGAAGAGGCCUUAUCUAUCAGCCCUACGCAUGUCAAAAGCAUGCAGAGAUUGGCUCUGAUACUUCACCAGCUUGGAAGGUACAGCUUGGCCGAGAAGAUCCUUAGGGAUGCUGUCCAGGUGAACUCCACAGCCCAUGAGGUUUGGAACGGCCUUGGGGUGGUUCUGCAAGCUCAGGGCAAUGACGAUGCGGCCACAGAGUGUUUUCUAACGGCACUGGAGCUUGAAGCCAGCAGCCCCAUUGUUCCUUUCACCAUUAUCCCCCGAGUCCUCUGAAACUAAGGCUAGCCUGGCAAAACGGACGACUCGCUUCGGUUCAGCUGAAUGCACGAAUGUUAGGAAGCACGCUACUUAUUAAGCCUUUCUCUUGACUCCAAAGGCAGCUCUUCAGGCUGGGAGGUAACACAACAAAACAGGCAAAUCUGCUCAUUAUUGUUGGGGUCUUCUAACAAAUGGAAGUGAUACAGUGUAUUAAAGUUGAUGAAUAAAAGUGACUAGCCAGAAGGAAAAAGACACACACACACACAUCCAAACCGCCACUUGUGUAUUGCCUACAUCUUUGCCCCAUAGUAGUUUCAAAGCCUGAUGCUAUUGUUCACAUGGGUAUUGUGCCAUAUUUUAUUAGGAGACAUCUGAGUGUUAUGUAAAAACUCUAAAUAGAAUCAAACACCAACCGUAGAGUAAUAGAUUCAAGUUAAUAUUCAGUGGCAGAGCAGCCUGUUUUUCACCAAGCCUAUCAAAGGCCUGUUCUCUUCAUGUCUUUCAACCUCUCUGGGCCCAGAAUUGAAAUGUGAAAUUUGCUGUGUUCCAUCUCUACAGUAGUCCAGGCCAGCAAAUCAGCUGAAAUAUUUACAUUUUAGUUGUUAAUAACUGUGAUGUGUAGCUAACUGUUAUUCCCUUUAUUUAGAAGAAAGGUUGUGUACAAGAAUAUUUAUAUUUUACCAAUGUAUGCCUGUUUAAAAAAAAGAAAUGAAAAGAAAAUAUUAGUUAUUUAAGUUUAACUUUUUUAUGUGAAUCCAGAGUUUAUUUAUCAAUGGAAAUAUGUAAAAAGAUGCUAAAGAUGGAAUAUUUACCGACAUUCCUUAUGCAUUAUACACCCACUUGGCUCAAUGGGAAGAUUAUGUUAAUAAUAAAAUGAUUUUUGAAUGGA
Messenger RNA from Elgaria multicarinata webbii, 3652 nucleotides. It is a transcript of the gene TTC7B, whose product is annotated as tetratricopeptide repeat domain 7B. Gene Ontology annotation, biological process: phosphatidylinositol phosphate biosynthetic process; protein localization to plasma membrane. Gene Ontology annotation, molecular function: protein binding. Gene Ontology annotation, cellular component: plasma membrane. The record is from RefSeq and is a predicted model, not a curated record. Lineage: Eukaryota; Metazoa; Chordata; Lepidosauria; Squamata; Anguidae. Bases 28 to 2778 code for a protein of 916 amino acids. The transcript is spliced from 22 exons.